Molecule: messenger RNA, 531 nt
Organism: Cynara cardunculus var. scolymus (artichoke)
Lineage: Eukaryota; Viridiplantae; Streptophyta; Magnoliopsida; Asterales; Asteraceae
Product: transcription factor bHLH3-like
Exons: 1
Biological process (GO): regulation of DNA-templated transcription
Cellular component (GO): nucleus
Molecular function (GO): transcription cis-regulatory region binding; DNA-binding transcription factor activity
Source: RefSeq, a predicted model, not a curated record
UGGGGCGAUGGUUGUUGUGGAGAAUCGAAAGAAGGUGAUAUCGGGCAUAAGAAACGGGAUGAAUUUGGUAGAAAAAAGAGGGUUCUUCAGAAACUUCAUUCGUGUUUUAAGGGAUCGGAGGAAAAUCUUGCAGCCAAAAUGGAUUCAGUGUCGGAUUUAGAGAUGUAUUAUCUAACCUCGAUGUAUUAUCUGUUUCCAUUCGAUAAACCUUCGAGCCCGUCUCAAUCGUUUAACACGAGUAGAUCGGUUUGGGUUUCCGAUAGCAGAAGCUGUGAAGAACAUUAUCAAUCGAGAGCCUUUUUAGCGAAAUUGGCUCGAUUUCAGACGCUGGUUUUGGUUCCGGUUAAAAGGGGAGUUUUGGAGCUUGGUUCUUUUAAAUCGAUCCUGGAAGAACAGAGUUUAGUUGCAAUGGUGAAAACUUUGUUUAAUGGAUGUCAUCCGAAAGUAUUAUCGAAGAUUUUUGGCCAUGAACUGAGUCUGGGCGGUGGCGGUGCAAAAUCAUCGAGAAUCAGGGUGGGGGAGGGGCUGUGA